This is a messenger RNA of Diachasmimorpha longicaudata, 1018 nucleotides long. RefSeq lists its product as uncharacterized. Bases 27 to 431 code for a protein of 134 amino acids. The record is from RefSeq and is a predicted model, not a curated record. Lineage: Eukaryota; Metazoa; Arthropoda; Insecta; Hymenoptera; Braconidae. The transcript has 2 exons.
CGUUCCCUCGAUCGCAUUUGCGACCGAUGAAAAAAAAAAAAAAAAAAAAAAAACCGCUGGAGGAUGGGAUUUGUGGGGUUCAAUUGAGGCCCUGGCCGUACGACAUUGUCACUUUGACCCGGGUCAAUGCGUCCCGGGGGCCAAGCAGGUGGGAUCAAACUCUGGAGACAGCUCGUGUUAAGAGAUCCGCCCUUGGCCCUCUCGACGACCGUGAUUUGGCUCGUUUAAAUCGAUUGUGCUCUAAUUUGAGAUAUCACUGUCAUUUCGUACUUCACUCUCGCCACUUUGCAUUGUCUGGCGCACCCGACGCGAAGGAUUUCCCGAGGUGGAAAAUUGAGAGACCGCUGGGUUACCGAAUACCCUCAAACACUUCUCUCUCACUGUCUAGACAUGAUGACGUCAUGGGACAAGGUCGAACACCAUUUGAGUAACAGUGUUGUGGGUACGAGGCGGAGAGUGAAGUUACACUCAGAAGGAUCGACCGUCUUCCCUGGAAUUCCCUCAGGAACCACCAGACACACUCGUCUCCCCGACGUUCGGGACACACCCGGAGUGAAAAAUUGUUUACAAAUAACGUGCCCACAAAGAAAUGUAUCAGUUAAAAUAAUAUUCGGUAAAAAUUAGGGAAGGGUUAAGCCCUUUGUCAGUGAAUUUUCUGGAAAAGUUUAGAACGUUCAGGAAAAAUUAAGGAAUUUUUACAGCAAAUGAAAUUAUAGAUGAAAAUUAAACCUUUAGAGGACGAAACCUGGAAAGAAAUAAUCACUUUUUAGGUCGAAAUCAGACUUCAGGGGCUAAUUUCUGGGAUAAAACUACCCCUCGCCCCUCGUCUCACCCCCUGGAGGUACAAUUUUCAUUAAAAAUUUUUUUUCAUGUUCUGAAUAAUGUUUUAAUUAACUGAUUAGGGAAGAGACACUCGAUUUUUCUCUCCGCGUGGACCAUCUUUGGGAAAUUAAUGCAAAAUUUUUUAAAAAAUUACCUGAAAGCUCUUUUCGUGGCCCCAAAGGGCUUUUGGAUGACG